AUGGCUAUACCUGCCCGCGGCCGGACCCUGCCGCCGCUGAAGGGCAGCUCUCGGCAGCUCCUCUCGCCGACCGGCCAGGAGAUCACGGUUCCACCGAGCUCUGCACGAGGCUCUGCAACAAACGGGACCAGUGGCGAGCAGCAGUCGGCGUCCCCGCCAACCGACCAGAAAGAUGAACAGUCGGUUCCGUCGUCGAACAACACCCAGGAAGAGGCGCAGGAUGUCGAUGAUGUCAAAACUGCAGACAAUAAGAAAGGCAGUGCAUUGAGCAAGCUUAUGAGCAGAUUCAAGAGAAAAAAGCUUGAGACAACCAAAAAGGGAAAAGGAGACGAAAAGACUGCGGAAAAGGAUUCAACGGAAGCCGAAAAUCAGCCCGAGGGAAUAGUGCAGCGAGUCUGGUGA
Amphibalanus amphitrite is the source of this 402-nucleotide messenger RNA. RefSeq lists its product as uncharacterized. Bases 1 to 402 code for a protein of 133 amino acids. NCBI's taxonomy places the organism in Eukaryota, Metazoa, Arthropoda, Thecostraca, Balanomorpha, Balanidae. The transcript is spliced from 4 exons. The record is from RefSeq and is a predicted model, not a curated record.